Molecule: messenger RNA, 1340 nt
Organism: Lycium ferocissimum
Lineage: Eukaryota; Viridiplantae; Streptophyta; Magnoliopsida; Solanales; Solanaceae
Exons: 7
Coding region: 87-1013 (308 amino acids)
Cellular component (GO): chloroplast
Molecular function (GO): oxidoreductase activity
Source: RefSeq, a predicted model, not a curated record
AUAAAAAUAUUGACUUUUGAGUAUCACUUCUAAGUUCACACACCAUAUUUGAUUCUUGAAUAGACUAAAAUUUUCGUGCUAUAAAAAUGGCUGCUUUGACACGUGUAUCUCCUUACCAAUGCCAUAAAUUAAGUUUAGUAAAUCAUAGACUUCCAGAAUUGUCUUCACUUCUAACAACAACAACCUCAUCAUUUGUUUCAUUUCCAAAGAAAAACAAGAAAUUUAGCAGAUUUUCAGUUUUGGCCAUGGCUGAUUUAAACACAAGCACUGUUCUUGUUACUGGUGCUGGCGGUAGAACUGGAUCAAUUGUCUACAAGAAGUUGAAGGAGAGGUCAGAGAAAUAUACAGCUAGAGGAUUGGUUAGAACUGAGGAAAGCAAACAAAAAAUCGGUGGUGCGGAUGAUGUUUAUAUUGGUGAUAUCAGGAAUACUGAGAGUCUUGUUCCUGCUAUCCAAGGUAUCGAUGCUCUUGUUAUUCUUACAAGUGCUGUCCCAAAAAUGAAACCCGGGUUUGAUCCAACAAAAGGUGGAAGACCUGAAUUCUAUUUUGAGGAUGGGGCAAAUCCUGAACAGGUAGAUUGGAUUGGCCAAAAGAACCAAAUAGAUGCUGCUAAAGCUGCUGGUGUGAAGCAGAUCGUGCUAGUUGGGUCAAUGGGAGGGACAAAUCCUAACCACCCCUUGAACAGUUUGGGGAAUGGGAAUAUAUUGGUUUGGAAGAGAAAGGCUGAACAAUAUUUGGCUGACUCUGGAAUUCCAUAUACGAUUAUAAGGGCUGGAGGGUUACAAGAUAAAGAAGGUGGUAUAAGGGAACUACUUGUUGGAAAGGACGAUGAACUUCUCGAGACAGAAACGAAAACUGUUGCUAGGGCUGAUGUUGCCGAAGUCUGCAUUCAGGCACUGCAGUAUGAGGAAGCAAAAUCUAAGGCAUUUGAUCUAGCCUCAAAACCUGAGGGAACUGGCACUCCAACUAAGGAUUUCAAGGCUCUAUUUGCACAAAUCACUACUCGUUUCUGAUGCACUGCUCAUUAGGACUAUGUCCAAAAUUUUCAUCAGUCUAUUCUGCCAACAUUUGUUCAAAAUGGAGGCUAAAAACUUGAAGUAGAUCAUUGAAAAGAUCGACCCCAUGGCACCCUUGGAGAUGACUUGCCGAUAGGUUCUUGUGGAACAUCAUAUUUUUAUCAUUUCAAGGAUACAUAAUUUGAAGUUUAUGGGCUUUGACGCUUGAAAGGCAAUGGACAGAAUAAGAAUUUUUGAAGUAGUGCAAGAGGCAAUAAUUAUGUUAUUAUUACUUUGCUUGCAUUGCAUGCUUCAUCAAAUAAUGUUCCAACUUUAUGAUUUUCA